This is a messenger RNA of Lactuca sativa (garden lettuce), 1700 nucleotides long. RefSeq lists its product as uncharacterized. The record is from RefSeq and is a predicted model, not a curated record. Lineage: Eukaryota; Viridiplantae; Streptophyta; Magnoliopsida; Asterales; Asteraceae. Gene Ontology annotation, molecular function: sulfotransferase activity.
UGGAAAAUGUUGUUGUUAACAUCAUAUUGUUCUUGUCGCAUUAAAUUAUAAUUUUUGGUUUGGGCAUCAUGAAUUUUUGGUGCGUCAAAUCUGCAACAAAAGUCAAAAUCCCUUCACUCAUUCAAACAUCUACACGCGCAAUUGCAGUGGGUGGGUGUGGGUUUGCAGAUUAAUUCCAUUUCUUCAUCACCUUUCUUAACAUUUUCGUCAUUAAUUACGUCGAAGCUUUUACACAAUCUCUUUCGUAGAUCAGAGAACAGAUUAAUUAACUCUAUUCUAUUCGAUUCCCUUAUAUAAUAAUCUGGGUUCCUCUUUUUCUCUCUCUAAACAUAUGCAUAUUUCGAGAAAUCAACAUUACGACGAAAGAGAACAAGUGAAGAAUUGUAUCACAAGAUCUCGAUUUUUUUACUUAUCGAGAUCGUUUUAAUGGGGGAACUUCUCUUCUCCUUCAAUAAGGAUACUCUUACAAUCAAACCUCCAAAAAAAGCUUCAUUGGUGUUGAGAUUAAUGCUAUCAGCAUUCGCAAUGGUGUGUGGUAUUUAUAUAUGUUCCAUUUGCUUAAAACAAAUGAAUCUUCAAAACAAGAACAAGUUUUUAUUCUUCGAUGACUUCGAGAGGCCAUGUUCUGAUACAAUCGUUGAUCGUUCCCAAAUCCCUUUCUUGCAUUACCCAAAACCGAAAACUUUCAAUAGGUCAGAAUGUUCGGGAAACCCUGUGAAGUUGUUUGCGAUUGUGUCUAUGCAAAGAUCGGGAAGUGGGUGGUUUGAGACUUUGUUGAAUAGUCAUGUAAAUGUGAGUUCAAAUGGAGAGAUUUUUGGUCCAAAAAGUAGAAGGAAUAAUGUUUCAUCGAUUAUUCAAACACUUGAUAGAGUUUAUAAUCUUGAUUGGUUUACUAGUUCUUCAAAGAAUGAAUGUUCUGCUGCAAUUGGCUUCAAAUGGAUGCUUAAUCAGGGAUUGAUGCAACAUCCUAAAGAAAUAUCCGAGUACUUCAACGAUAGGGGCGUAAAUGUCAUUUUCCUCUUACGAAGAAAUAUGUUGCGUAGAUUGGUCUCAAUGCUUGCAAAUGCAUUCGAUAAAGAUGCCAAGCUUCUAAAUGGGGUCCAUGUGUCUCAUGUACACUCGCCUGAAGAGGCUUCUUUACUUUCUAAAUACAAGCCCAAUAUAAACAUAACAUCUUUAAAAUCGGAUUUAAGAGGAAUGGAAUCAACAUCAAUGAAAGCACUCAAUUACUUCAAUAACACAAGACACAUCAUCAUCUACUAUGAAGAUCUCAUUAGAGACCCUUCUCAGAAAAUGAUGCAAGUGGAAGACUUUCUAAAGCUGCCACGAAUGAAUUUGACGAGUCAACAAGUGAAGAUACACAAAGGGGCAUUAUCGGAACAUAUUAAAAAUUGGGAUGAAGUCAACAAGACUUUAAGUGGAACGGCUUAUGAGAAAUUUCUUCAAGCUGACUAUUGAUGAAACCCUUGUGUAAAUAAUCUAAUUCAAAUCAAUAGAAAAUGUUGAAAAUGGUGUUUUUUUGUUUUUUUAGAUAUGUGUUAGGUUAUACGUGUUGUUUUUGGUUGUAGGAAAUGAUUUGAGAAAGUGUAAUUAGGGUUAGGGAUUUUCGGUUAGUAUCUUGCUAGUUGUUGUGACAAUGUUGUUGGUGAUAUAUGAUAUACAUGUGUCAAAGUCUAUUUGACAAUGCAUAUUUUGGUUUU